Scomber japonicus (chub mackerel) is the source of this 966-nucleotide messenger RNA. RefSeq names its product Mix paired-like homeobox (gene mixl1). The transcript is spliced from 4 exons. Gene Ontology annotation, biological process: endoderm development; regulation of transcription by RNA polymerase II; hematopoietic progenitor cell differentiation. Lineage: Eukaryota; Metazoa; Chordata; Actinopteri; Scombriformes; Scombridae. Gene Ontology annotation, molecular function: DNA-binding transcription activator activity, RNA polymerase II-specific; RNA polymerase II cis-regulatory region sequence-specific DNA binding. The record is from RefSeq and is a predicted model, not a curated record. Bases 1 to 966 code for a protein of 321 amino acids.
AUGUAUCACGAAGGGGCUCUGCAAAAGAACAGCAUGGUGAACUCAGAUUACGGAGCAUCGGAUGUUACAAACUACUUCAACACUGCAAACUCUGUACCGAGGGCGGAUAAAUGUGUGGCAAUACUGACCCACAGGAGAAAGAGGACCAACUUCACUCAGCAGCAAAUCGAGGUGCUGGAGAAAGUUUACUCAGACACUAAAUAUCCUGACAUCUAUCUGCGAGAGAGACUGGAGGCUCUGACUGGGCUGCCAGAGUCCAGAAUUCAGGUGUGGUUCCAAAACAGAAGAGCAAAGUCUCGUCGUCAAGUUGGUUCAUCAGUGUCCAUGAAGGUCCCCAACCCGCCCUCAGGCUUCAGCCAGCUCCAGAGCAGAAUGGGCCCCGAGAAAGUUUAUGACAACCAGCAUGGUGGUGAGGCACACAGGUUAGGAGGAUUUGGGCUAGAGGACAGUGUCAGACCAACAAUGCACCAAAACACAGAAGACACACACAGGACCAGUCUACCAACCAAACCCAGCAGCUACGAACACACACCUGUCUCCUGCAUCUAUGACAAAGAGGGAACCAGAGUGAAGCCCGAGCAGAUGCAGUGCCACGAACUGAGCGUUAACGUCCCUUGCUGUAACGUCCAUCUGUAUCCAAAGGAGAACGAGCAUCAGCCCCAUGUCCAAGCCUCCAUCACUGGCAACCAGGGUUCAAAGGUCCUGGUGGAAUAUGACAAUUUCCCACCUAACAAGACCAUUGGACCAGAGAUGAAAGUGGUGAUCCCUCCCAUUCCAAGCCAGAAUAACUUCAGCCGGUCAUCACCAAAGGAUACUGGGUGCCAAAUCCAGUACCCACAAAUGAGGGCCACAGGGGACAGGUUCAGUCACUUCUCUCCGAUCCACACCACUGAGGGACAGGACUUUACUGAUUCAGACUCUGACUGGGAAACUGAGGCCAUGGCUGGCUUUGGUGGUUUUAUGUGA